This is a messenger RNA of Brassica oleracea var. oleracea, 881 nucleotides long. Its product is annotated as transcription factor bHLH148-like. Bases 55 to 756 code for a protein of 233 amino acids. Gene Ontology annotation, biological process: regulation of DNA-templated transcription. The record is from RefSeq and is a predicted model, not a curated record. Gene Ontology annotation, molecular function: protein dimerization activity. Lineage: Eukaryota; Viridiplantae; Streptophyta; Magnoliopsida; Brassicales; Brassicaceae. The transcript has a single exon.
UUCUCUCCUUCCUUUGCACCUUCCAACAUUCUCUUCAGCUCAAAUCCUCUGGUUAUGGCGUCUCUGGUCUCAGACACUGAACCUCCGACUUACUUAAACUCAAGCCCUACAGAUCUCGUUCGAAGAAAGAAGAGACAAUCCGCUUCCUCCUCCGCCGCAUCGUCUCGGAGAAACAACGCAGCUUCCGCAACCGCCGGAGACGGCGAUAGCCACGCGCCAUGGAGAUCGGAGAAGCAGCAGCGUAGCUACUCCGCCAACCUGAUCCAGGCGCUGCAACAGGUCCGCCUCAGCUCCUCCGCCGCCGAAACACCAUAUCCGACGGCGCAGAAGCGAGGGAAAGCCUUCCGGGAAGCCGCCGAUCGCGCUCUCGCCGUCUCCGCUCGCGGGAGGACGCUCUGGAGCAGAGCGAUCCUCUUUAACCGGUUCAAGCUCAAAUUUCGCAAACAGAAGCGGCCGCGACCGGCGGCGAUCCCGGCCGUGAUCACGAGGGGAAGUAGCAGCAGCAGCAGCGGCAGAGGAACGAAGAAACGGAGAGUGACGGUUGUGAAACUGAAUAAGAAGAGUAUACCGACGGUUAACCGGAAAGUACGUGUACUCGGCAGGUUAGUUCCGGGUUGCAAGAAAGAAUCAGUACCGGUGAUUCUAGAAGAAGCAACGGAUUACAUCCAGGCUUUGGAGAUGCAAGUCAGAGCCAUGAAGUCUCUAGCUGAGCUUCUCUCCGGCUCAGGCUCAGGCUCGGCUCCUCCACCGAUUUGAUGAGGUUUAAAUCGUCAUUUUCAAGUUCGGCCAUCUCUGUGUCCUCUCUGUGUACACCAAAACACUUUUCAUUAUUAAUAUAUAAAUAUAAUACGUUUGAGUGUAAUCUGUGUAAGUACUCUUGA